GGGGGUGAGAAUGCGUCAUAACCACUGAGCCUUUCCGAAACGUUCUGGCGUGCGCCACAUAUCGCGUGAGGGAGGGCAGGGAGUGGCGGCAGUUCAUCCCCUCCCCGACCGCGCCGCCGGCCCACCACCGACCGCUUGCCUCUUGCAUAUCAGAAAGGCCCGCGCGCUCCUUUUCCCUCUCUUUUUACUCGCUUUGUUUUUAUCUUGCUCUCAAAUGCCUCCGUCCCGGCCCGACUUGUUGCUACUGGCGCAAGCUUGUGGCAAGCCCCACAUCAUCAGAGAGUGCAUUUCGUACGCCGAGCAGCGCUGAGCGGCAGGGACAUCAGCGCAGCGGGGGCAGUGCGGCCGCGGCCAUGGCGACCCCGGGGUGCGUCGACAUACCGUGAGGCGUUCGUGCAGUCAUAUGAAGACGCCAUGGAGCCCUGCGUUAGUUGCGAUGGUGCUGAUGUCGGGUGUGCACGCCUCCCCGGCGCUCCCAGCCUGGGCCCGCGAUUUCGCCCCGAGCGACAUCGACGCGUUCAACGACCUCGGCGUCAACCUCACCGAUGUCGAGAAGGACCUCAAGGACUACAAGAAUAACCUGAGGCUGCAGGGGCUCAAGGACGAGGUGGACGACGGCGGCAAGGGGGCUGUGCGGACCACCGCCGAGCGGCUCAAGAACAACAUCACCUCGGCGGCGCGGCGCUUCAUGGACCCGGCUGCCUUCAUGACCACGGUGAGUAGAGAGAGAGAGCACGUGAAUGACGACGGCUGUUGACACUGUUGUGUGUGCGUCCACCGUAUCGCUGCGUGGCACUAGAGCGGCGGUAAUGUUCCGAUCGGCUAAUGAAAUCAUGGUGCUGCCGCUGCCGUGCACUUCCGUUUACUACCGUGUAGACCGCGAGCGAGUACUGGUGCGCGGGUCAGUGCGCGGUCGGCAGGUUGGCCCUGGAGUCAACGACUCUUGCGGGGGUGGAGGGGAGGCCAGUGCACUCCGCCCGGCCCCCGCGCCACGACCCAUGCGCCUCUUCUUUUUCCGCUGUUUUCGAGGGAACGCACCGCCACCUUGCGCCAGAAAGGGUUAGUCGGCCGGACCGACGUCAUGCAGUCAUGAACGCCUUCCUAAGCUCGGUCAUGAACCCCUCUGAAUAAGCGCCUCUGUGGCGAUAAGGGUGCAAGUGAUAAGCGCAGUUUAAUCGCCUCAAAAAUUUUUGUCCCACGCCCCUCCUCAGAGAGUGCGCUUUUAAACGCUCGGUGCGUUAGUUGAUUCAAGCGGGGCGUGGAGCGUGCCGGGAUCUAGUCCAGU
Molecule: messenger RNA, 1285 nt
Organism: Frankliniella occidentalis (western flower thrips)
Lineage: Eukaryota; Metazoa; Arthropoda; Insecta; Thysanoptera; Thripidae
Exons: 2
Coding region: 404-757 (117 amino acids)
Source: RefSeq, a predicted model, not a curated record